AUGGAGACAAACACCAACAAUGCUAGCACUCAAGUUGCCGCUUACAAGCUGGGCAACACAUCAUCAUCACCAACAUGGGAAGAAAUCCGGGGCAGCAACAACUGGAAGGACCUUCUGGAGCCUCUGAACCUUGAGCUUCGUGAGUUCAUCCUCCGCUGCGGCGACUUUUGUGAGGCCACCUACGACGCCUACAUGAAAGAGUCUAUGAAUUUCCCGGAGUCGUCGUUCUUCAACGACGUGAUGCUCCAAAAUGCCCCCGACUAUCAAGUCCGUUACUUCCUCUACGCCCCAUCUGGUUCAAAUAUCAUCGGCGUCCAAAGCACCAAGUCGGAGAUCAAUUCGACACACUGGAUUGGCUAUGUAGCUGUCACAACGGACGACGUCAGCAAGAAAACCGGCCGGCGAGAGAUCUACGUUGUCUGGCGCGGCACCGACAAUGUGGGGGAGUGGAUUACAAAUCUUUUUGGGGCUCUACACAGCAAACCUUUGGGGGGUUCCCUGAUUGAAAGCGGUAACAAGGAAGUGACAGUCCAUGGGGGUUGGCUUGAGAUGUAUACCGAUGAGAAGGUCGUCACCGGGGGUAUAAGCGUGAGAAAGCAACUACACAAUGCCAUCCAGGAACUGAAGCAGGAGUACGAAGGCCGCGAGGAGAAGCUGAGCUUAGUGAUAACAGGGCACAGUCUAGGAGGGGCUUUGGCGACUCUGAGCGCCUUUGAUCUCGUUGAAAACAAAAUCAUUGGUGAUCAUAUUCCUGGUGUCUCGGCCAUUGUUUUCAGCUGUCCAAAUGUGGGCAAUGAGGCGUUUAGGAAGAGGGUACUGGAAACACAUUCUAAACAGAUUAAGAUUUUGCAUGUAAAGAACGUCAGGGAUAUCGUACCGCGUGUUCCUUUUGUCUUGCUUGCCCCUCAUAAGUUCGUUACUACAUCUACGUCUGAGCUGGAAGUAGAUACAUGGAAAUCGCCGUACUUGGAGACUUCUCAGGAACAACACAAAUUUCAGUCAAAAGGGGUUAUUGAGAACAUCUUGAACGUGAUCGAACACCUCCCGUACUUGAUUGAAGGAGCUAUCGAUCAGCACAACUUGGAGGCGCUUUUGCAUGUGGUGGCUUGGUGGAAUGGGAAGGACAAGGAGUUUGACAAGACCCCAAAGGUGAGAAGAAGCUUGGCUUUGGUGAACAAGUGGAGCAAUUAUCUAAAGGAUGAGCUACGCGUUCCGGCACGGUGGUGGGAGGAAAAGGACAAAAAAGGGAUGGUGCCGGUGUUGGAGUGGGUUCCGAAGGAUCAGUGGCCUGAGUGGGCUAAUAUUUUCCUCAUACUCCCGAAACCAAACUGA
This is a messenger RNA of Morus notabilis, 1332 nucleotides long. Its product is annotated as phospholipase A1-IIdelta. Gene Ontology annotation, biological process: lipid metabolic process. NCBI's taxonomy places the organism in Eukaryota, Viridiplantae, Streptophyta, Magnoliopsida, Rosales, Moraceae. The transcript has a single exon. The coding region runs from base 1 to 1332 and encodes 443 amino acids. Gene Ontology annotation, molecular function: glycerophospholipid phospholipase A1 activity. The record is from RefSeq and is a predicted model, not a curated record.